Messenger RNA from Vicia villosa (hairy vetch), 2500 nucleotides. Its product is annotated as PKS-NRPS hybrid synthetase cheA-like. NCBI's taxonomy places the organism in Eukaryota, Viridiplantae, Streptophyta, Magnoliopsida, Fabales, Fabaceae. Gene Ontology annotation, molecular function: DNA-binding transcription factor activity, RNA polymerase II-specific. Bases 149 to 2473 code for a protein of 774 amino acids. The transcript is spliced from 4 exons. The record is from RefSeq and is a predicted model, not a curated record.
AUAAGCAAAGUGUUCCGGUGCAUUUGUAAUCAAACCGGAACGGUUUUGAAAAGUGAUCCGGUGAACUUGAUAUCAAACCGGAACAGAUUGGAAAACUGUUCCGGAACGCAUUUUGUAUUUUUAAAUUUUUGGUUUUUUUUUUGUAGGUAUGGAAGUUCCGCUCCAAAUUUGUCGGAAAAACGAGACAGCUAUAGAUACCACUGAUGUUUUCACAACUUCACAGAGAUUUGUCACACGGGAAGAAGUUAUCCGCUGGGUUAAAGAGACCGGAAUCAACAAUAAAGUGACUGUUAUCAUAGCGCGUUCAGACACUGAAACAGGCAAAAGAGGAAGAAGUAACAAAGUUAUAUUUGCGUGCGAUAAAGGUGGAAAAUAUAAGGAUAAAAGUGAGACUCAAAGUGCUACUAAGAGAUGUGGAUGUCCAUUCAAAAUCAGAUCGACUCCGGCAAAAGAUGGGUCUGGAUGGAAGGUUGAUGUAAAAUGUGGAGUUCAUAAUCAUGGUUUACCAGAUAGAUUAGAAGGCCAUUCAUUUGUUGGUAGGUUGACAACAGAUGAGAAGCAGCAUGUUGCUGAUUUGACAAAGAGACAUGUUCCGCCUAGACACAUAUUGACUUCCUUGCAAGAGCGAGAUCCUGAGAACGUCACUCGGAUCACGCAAAUAUACAAGCAUAAAAGUGUGAUUGAAGCGGAGAUAAGAGGUCCAAGAAGUGAGAUACAACAUUUGCUUAAGCUUAUAGAGGAGGCGAACUAUGUUUAUUGGAGUAGGAAACGGGAUGAUUGUGAAGUUGUGAGAGAUAUUUUUUGGGCUCAUCCAGAUUCGGUAAAGUUGCUGAAUCUUUUUCCUACUGUCUUGAUUAUGGACGCCACUUAUAAGACCAACAAAUAUAGACAACCUCUGUUUGAAAUAGUUGGUAUGACAUCGACCGAGUUGACAUUUGCGGUUGCAUUUGCUUAUAUGGAGUGUGAGCAGACAGAGAGUUAUAUUUGGGUCUUGGAUAAGCUGAAGCAAUUGUUUGUGAAGAAAGAUGUGGUUCCACAAGUGAUUUUGACGGAUAGAGAUCUUGCUUUGAUGAAAGCAGUUGAAGUUGUUUUUCCUACGACGCAUAACUUGCUAUGUCGCUUUCAUAUUAACCAAAAUGUUGGGAUGAAAUACAAGGAAUAUGUGAUGAAAGACAUGCGAGAGACGAUAGGCACAUUGUGGAAAGAUGUUGUAUGGGCUAGUAAUGAGGUUGAGUAUGGUGUACGGUUGCAAUAUCUUGAACAAGCAUGCUUUGCUUGUACUAACUUCCUCGAUUACGUGAAGAACACUUGGUUGAUCCCACAUAGGCAAAGAUUUGUAGGCGCAUGGAUUAAUCUAGUGCUUCAUUUUGGUAACACCACGACAAAUCGGGUUGAAUCUGCACAUUGGAAGCUAAAGCAGAUGUUAGGAAACAGCCUUGGUGACAUGGUCAAAGUUUGGGAAGCUAUGAAUUCUAACCUAAAAAUCCAAAUAGGUAACAUUCGAGCUUCGUUUCAAAAAAGUUUUUAUGAGGUUGAGCACGCACACAUUAGUCCAUUUUAUGAUAAUUUGCGUGGUUCAGUAUCGAGAGCUGCUUUGAGACGCAUUGCAGAAGAGUUAUCGAGGCUUGAUUAUGUGUUAAAUAGUAGGGAAACAUGUGGUUAUACUAUGAGAACAAGUUAUGGGCUACCUUGUGCUUGUGAGAUGGGAAGAUCGAUUGUUGUUGGAAUCCCAUUACAAAUAGAAAGUGUUCAUCUUCAAUGGAGGAUACUAUCUAUGGAAGGUGACUUGCCUUUAGAUGAGGAAGCUGGUUCGGAGGUUGAUAUGAAUAAUGCAAUUGAUGAAUUGUGGAGAAGGUUUAAAUCACUAGAUGUUGUUGGAAAAAGAGCAUUGAAAAGUAGGGUUUGUGAAAUUGCAUAUCCCACAACAACUUCAUUGUGUCCACCACCUGAGAAAAUAAAAACUAAAGGCGGAGUGAAGAGGAAAGGGAAGAAACCAGUUGGGUAUGAUGUUUAUAGGGAUCCUUCAGGUUUUGAGUAUGCUGAUCUGGCGUCUCAAUGCCAUAUAUUACCGAGAUUGUUCGGUCUAAGUUUAUCCGAAGUGAGAAAUGGAUUGUUGAUAGAUCAUGUUGGUUUUCAACCACCGGAGAAAUGGUUGACACUACCAGAGAUGGGUUAUUUGAUAGCGAAUCGGUAUAACAUUAUUCUUGUGCUGCUUGGUAACCCUUGCUUGACCUUUUUUCCUAUGACAACAACAUUUUCUCCAAGUGCUCCUACAUAUUGCAUUGGCCUUGUCAACAGGAAUCAUUAUCUUCGGGUUAAUAUGAAAGAAGGCUUCCCGCUGCCACCCGUCACGGUAGAUUGGAUGAAGUUUCGUCUUCAAGUGGCGACAUCUUGGAUGUUAGGAUUUGCUGGACGUCUUCAACAUUGGCAUCAUCUUACGCCUAUGUUACCAUCACGUGUUAAUAUAGAUUAAUUAAGUGACUUUAAUUUAUAUGUAAUA